Molecule: messenger RNA, 3765 nt
Organism: Acipenser ruthenus (sterlet)
Lineage: Eukaryota; Metazoa; Chordata; Actinopteri; Acipenseriformes; Acipenseridae
Product: interleukin-23 receptor-like
Exons: 18
Coding region: 341-2944 (867 amino acids)
Biological process (GO): cytokine-mediated signaling pathway
Cellular component (GO): signaling receptor complex; external side of plasma membrane
Molecular function (GO): cytokine binding; cytokine receptor activity
Source: RefSeq, a predicted model, not a curated record
CAGAAAUGUAGGGCAAGCCUUAAGCAGCAGCUUCCCGUUGUAGAUUAGUAUACAGACAUGUGUUCUUUAUGGAGAGACAAAGACAGGAAAGGCAAAGCACAUUGUAAGGUAGUCAGAGGCUGGGUUGAAAAAGAAGUGCGUCUUUGCCUUAAUCCAAGAAUCUGCUGGAUAUCUGCAUGACACUCCGAUUCCUAACAACAAUGCUGGGUUUGGAAUUCCUGUAUUAAUAUCAAUGGAUCUGGAAACCUCAAGUCUUGCCAGUGUCAUGUGCCGUGCCAGGGCAUGUCCAAGUGCUCUUAAUGACCUCUGGAAAUAAUCGAGUGAUUGAGAGGAACACAGAAUGGAGACGUUCAGCCGCAGGUUAGCAGUGGUGAUAGUCGUGACAGUGCUGCUUUUCUGGAAGAGCGGAGGAUGUUCUGGGUUGGUGUGUCGUGGAAUCCUCUGGGUAGAGCCCACGCCAGUCUUUAGCAUGGGCUCCAGUGUUUCAGUCAUCUGCACUUCAUCCAUUGAGAACUGUCACCCUGAAAAGUUUUCAGUGUAUCUCAAUAACAAUCCACAGCCCUCUCUUCACCACCUGAACCAUUCUGCUGUGGAGCUUCAGCUUCACCACGUCACCAUACCCCACUCAUCCAUUCGCUGUCACGUCAAAUGCAAAGGACAACGGGGGCAGCAGAUGGUUUGUGGAAAGGAUAUUAAAGGAGGAUAUCCUCCAGAUAAACCUACAAAUCUUACAUGUGUUAGUAAAUGGAAGUCAAAUAAGAUCAAUUGCACCUGGAAGAAAGGAAUAGACACCUAUAUAAAUACCAGCUACAUUGUGGAAUUCCAAAGUAGUGGGAGAAUUCAGAUGUUUUCUCCUCAAAGGGAGGGAUAUGUUCCGAUCCCUCUCUCUCACUUUGAGAUGGACGCGGAGUACAAUGUCUCUGUACAUGCCAAAAAUCACCUGGGACAAUCGCAGUCGGCUAUAAUACAACUAACAAUUAAUGACGUAGUAAUACCCGACACCCCCACAAUCACCAAUAUUACUUUUGUCAAUAGCUCCCACAAAAAGGCUGUCCUUCAAUGGAACAAAUCAGAGCAGCUUUGUGCUGAGGUUAGAUACAGAGCAACUGUCACUGACUGGAAUAUGGUUGAAGAAAAAGAGACUUCUUGUGAAAACAGCACAUUUGAACUACGUGGCUUGAAGCCCUUCACUCAGUAUGAGUUUCAGAUCCGCGGCUGCAAACCAAAUAAGAAACUGAGGUGCAGUGACUGGAGCCCGUCUUUCCUGGAGAGGACGCCAGAAGCAGAGCCUUGUAGAAGAGUGGACGUGUGGAGAAUAAUGGGCCCGACUCAUGGCAAUGGAAGCCAGACUGUAACCAUACUCUGGAAGCCUCUUGCUCCCAAAUAUUCCAGAGGGAUUAUUUUGGGAUACAAGGUAUUUUACAGAGAGUAUGGAAAGCAACUCCAUAGCCACGUGUGUCAACCGAAAGACACCCAGUACCAGAUUACACUACCGAAACACACAAAGACACUUUAUAUCACCGCGCUCAACUCAAAGGGCAGUUCGGAGGCUGCUCAGGUUAGCAUUGGCCAGAAAGAAUUUCCACCACCCAUUAUUACUAAAUUGACAUCAGCAGAUAGUUUGGGAAUUUUGUUGGCAUGGAAACCACCCAGCCAGACAAAGGGAUCAAUCCUCUGGUACAUAGCAGAGUGGCACAGGCAUGAUGGAAACAUGUGGUGGAAAAAAGUUACUUGCUUGCAGAACUCCACACACAUUGAAGCUAAGGUCUCAGGAUCUCGUUACCACAUUUCAUUGUAUGCAAUUUAUUCAAAUGGAGAAAGUAAACCAGCAACAGCUGAAGCAUAUUCCAAGGAGUUGGAACCAAUAGCCGGUCCAAAGGUUUCAGUUGUAGAAACUCAAAAGAAGCGAGCACUUAUCAAGUGGGAAGACAUUCCUGUACAUCUUCAGAGAGGAUUUAUCAAAACCUACACGAUAUACCUGAAGAAAGGCAUUGAUGAAAAGCAGGUUAGAAAUGUUUCAGUUGCAUUAAGGCAGUACUGGCUGGAGAGUCUGGAGCCAGUGGUGCUGUACACUGUUUACAUGACAGCGUGGAAUUCCGCUGGGAAAGGAGCAAAGGGGGAGGAGAUCAUCCUCAAACUGGCAGACGGCUAUGAUGUCACCAUUCUGGCGGUUAUUGUUGUAGCGGUAACCUUCUCAAUAGCCAUUCUACUAAUUGUGAUGUUUUGCAAUUCUAUCAGACACAGAAUCAAGAGAAUAUGUAUCUUAUGGGUACCAAAAUGGGUUUUUGAAGAAUUCCCUAGAGUUGAGAACAGUAGUGUGGUGAAGCUAUUGCAGGAGAAAUACAGGACUGACUCAGACUCUUCGUGGCUGUCCUUACACAGCGACCCUCCAAUAACAGAAGUGGAGGAAACAAUCUUCUUCUCAGAAGAGGUGGCUUCAUUGCCUUCUCUCCUUGGUGAAGACACGCUUGCAGAGAGAACAGAAUGGCAAUGCGCAGGAAAGCCGGAGGCUGACGACACUCCUAGCACACAUCGUGGAUACCAACCGCAGGUAUCAAACCAGGAAGAAGAUCAUUUACUUGACAGUGUAGAAACCUCUCAGGUUGAAUUACUCGAUUCAAGUUCUCCAGCAGAAUGUGGUAUAUUUACAAUGCUGCUGAACGGGACUUUUGACAUUUCAAGCAGGAGUUUGCUUCCAGGUGGAGAUAUAAAUGUGACCUUCGGUGGCAAUGCACAAAUCAUCGACUUAACCAGUUUCCGUGGGAAGAGAGAGAGGGUAGAGUUUAAUGAGAUGCAUGACUUUUCAAUAGAAGGCUCAGACCAGGGUCAAACUUUGCUGCCAGAUGCACUGGUGGACUGUCUGAGACAUUCAGAGGAACCUGUUGCUGUGAACUCUUAUUUCCCUCAACUUGUUGUUCAUCCGGUUACAGAAGGAGACUGCUGAGGGGUUUGCAGAGAAGCUGCUAUUCACACAAACAAUGAAGCAUGGACUAUAUAUCUGCUGCAACUCAUAACUGACUGAUACUGUAACUAACCAAAAGAGGUCAAAGGACUCUGGAAAUAUACAGUUCAUCUAAACACUGAUAAAAUAAAGAAAGAGAAAAGCCAAUCACUGCAGAAAAAGCUACAGUUACUGCACAAGACCUCCCAUAUUUCACUACCUGAUUUGCACAUCACAAAACAGUGGAUUAGUAAAGUAAAGGAUCCUUACAUAGUUGUAUAUGUUUUGAAUCGGGGAAUAACAAUCUUUUGUCAGUUGCAGAUGUUUUGCAGGCAGUUUGACUUUUAAGCAUUAAUUGUGAAUUUUACACUAAGUAGAAUAUUAUGUUAGAAUAAUUACAUAACAUUCAGUUAUUUCAUGAGACAAUAAUGUUGUCUCUACUUAUUAUAUAUCAAGGUUUAAUGUUUAUAAAAUACACCCAGAGUUUCUUUAUGCCUUUAACCCUGAAAAGGGGGGGUGUAUGAUUGCAUUUAUGUGAUAUUGUUUAUUAAUAUGAUAAUGAGGUUGUAUUCUCUGUAAUAGUUGCUCUAUUUUCAUAUAUGUAUGUUUUUAUUCAAAUUGAUAUGUAACCAGUGGCAGCUGGUGGCCAAAAAAAUGGGGAGGCAGAAAAUAAGGCAGAGGGCUUGGGGGUCCCUUUAAGCCCCCAGCAGCAGUAGAAUCAUAUUCUUAUAUUCUGACUGACCACAUUUUUCAUAACUUCUUAACAUUUUACCCCAAAUAAAGCAGUAGCCCAUCAUAUUUUAUUCUAAUAAACUUAACUGUUA